AAAAGGUAUUUGUAAGCUUAAUACGUUAAGAUCCAUCGGGAUUUUGCGAAAUCACGACUGCAUGAAUGAGUGUUUCUUCUCAAGAGACACUUUGUGAUUUCAAUUUACGGAAGUAGAGAUAAACUCCAAUAUCCUUUUCCAUUUGAAAUUUGGGGAUUCCAGUUCGAGAAAUACAAAGAUUGAAUUUUAGAAAACGCCCAUGUUCAAUCGACUUCUCGUGGAACUCAACCAGACAGACCCUAGUAAUUAUAUAACGACUUUGUGAUUCAUAAAAGUACAAGUUAUUGGGGGAUGAUUGCUUGGAGAUGGAGGGGUAAUCGAUCACCACCCAACGCCCGGGCAAGUAAUCGAUCACCACCCAACGCCCGGGCAACUAAUCGAUCACCACACAACGCCCGGGCAAGUAAUCGAUCACUACACAACGCCCGGGCAAGUAAUCCAUCACCACGCAACGCCCGGAUAUAUUUUUCAUCUCAAAUCAUGGCAAUAGUCAACAGAAAUGCAAUGGCCGACACUCCCAUUUAUUCACCAGAACUAUUGGAAGAAAUUGACUUUGAAAAGGAGCAUUUAGCGACGUAUGAUCCUCCGAUAUCACUGACCAAUCCAGGGCCAAACUUAAAGCUAAGGCCACUUCAGCUCUCAGACUACAAUAAGGGUUACAUGGAUCUACUUUUGUCUGCCCUCUAUAUGCAGGACUCUGCUGUAACACAGCAAGAAUUCAAAGAGAGAUGGGAUAAAAUGAAGGCUAGCGGAGGUUCCUAUUAUAUAACUGUUAUAGAGGACACGUCCACACAGAAAAUCAUAGGCAACGCCGUGUUACACGUGGAAUACAAACUUCUACAAUCCAGCUUUAGAAGAGGACGAAUAGAGGAUAUUGCCGUUCUUGAAGGAUAUCGUUUAAAACAACUAGCAAAAUUGUUGAUUGACGUCACAACGAUACUGUGCAAGAAAGUCGGAUGUUUUCGUGUCUCUCUUUACUGCAAAGACAGAGUUAUACCACUAUACCAAAAAUUCGGGUUUUACAUUGACAAGGCGGAAAAUCUCAUGUGGCUUGACAAAAUGAAAUUACAGUAGCAUAUUUACCCUUGUGAAAGCUGUAUCAAUGAAAAUGAUUUGAUGACGUCUGAAAAAUAUAUAUUCAAUAUAUGUUUUGGGCUGAUGUGUUACAAAAUACAAGCUCAACUCCGUUCAUCGAACAUGGACCCCCCCCCCCAAAGGUCACUUUCAGUAGACAGUCUUUGUCAGAUUUCUCAUUCUAUAAAGCCAAGAAAAGAAUAAAUAUUUUAUAAUUCGAAA
Messenger RNA from Ostrea edulis (European flat oyster), 1296 nucleotides. Its product is annotated as glucosamine 6-phosphate N-acetyltransferase-like. NCBI's taxonomy places the organism in Eukaryota, Metazoa, Mollusca, Bivalvia, Ostreida, Ostreidae. Gene Ontology annotation, cellular component: endoplasmic reticulum-Golgi intermediate compartment; Golgi apparatus; endoplasmic reticulum. The record is from RefSeq and is a predicted model, not a curated record. Gene Ontology annotation, molecular function: monosaccharide binding; glucosamine 6-phosphate N-acetyltransferase activity. The transcript is spliced from 7 exons. The coding region runs from base 292 to 1074 and encodes 260 amino acids. Gene Ontology annotation, biological process: UDP-N-acetylglucosamine biosynthetic process.